Molecule: messenger RNA, 2949 nt
Organism: Megalopta genalis
Lineage: Eukaryota; Metazoa; Arthropoda; Insecta; Hymenoptera; Halictidae
Gene: Papss
Product: 3'-phosphoadenosine 5'-phosphosulfate synthase
Biological process (GO): sulfate assimilation; 3'-phosphoadenosine 5'-phosphosulfate biosynthetic process
Molecular function (GO): adenylylsulfate kinase activity; sulfate adenylyltransferase (ATP) activity; ATP binding
Source: RefSeq, a predicted model, not a curated record
UUAGUUGAUCCACUAUUGGAUCCAUCCACCACCGUGGAUUGAAGCAUUAUGUACCACGGUAUUACGGUGUUACACCGUGAGCAUUACUUAGAAACGUAGAUUGUGAACAACAAAGUUUUUUGAACUAGAUAAUUCGAUCUUUUUCGAAUUAUUUAUCUUUAUUUUACGACUUUAUAAAAUAAUUUUAAAAUAUUCUUACAUAUAUAUAUAUAUAGUUUACUCUACUGAUAUUGUACAGCUAACUCGAGAGCAGCAUCCGUGAUUGUAUACAUAUUGUUACGAAUAUUUGGUCGAGAUUGUCGAUGUCUGUUAUGAUAUCGAUACUUGAAAUGUUCUUGGUGACACCAAGUUGGCGUAGGUUGCACGUUGCAGCGUCGUUUUGGUAAUGACGUUGUAACAAGUAACAGGAGAACAACGGGGAACAACAAACAACAGAACGGAGAGUCGGUUGAUGGACUUCGUUAGGAGUGGAUGUAACACGAAUCCCUCCUCUCGAAAUAAAGAAUAUAGGAUUUGUUUAUAAUACGUCCUGAUUAUUUUAAUUAUGUCACAAUUAUGUGCAACAAUAUUAUGAUCGGUGUGCCGUCUGUGACGCGCUAGUGCAAAUCUAUACAUAUCUAUGUACAUAUAUAAUGUAUCUAUACACAUGUAAAAAUCGUUCGUAGAGUACCGUUACCGCGUGUUACAUAGCCACAUCUACAUAUUUCACUGGUGUGGAUUGUUGACAUAAUAUAAUUUAUUAUCAUGGUUUUUAAUAUUUUUUCUUCAUUUCGAUCGUUUAAAGUUAUGUGUAUGUCAUAACACAUUUCAUGUACAUAUGUUUUUUGACGUUUACAAGCUAAUUAUAUAUUCCUCAAAUACCAGAAAUAAUAAGUUUUGAUCUCGUUCGAACAUUUCCACGUACACAGAAGUGUAUAUGCAAUAUAGUUGGUUGAAGUUAUAGCACAAUUAUGUCAAACGAAAUUAUUAAAGGUCCAAGAAAACGAAUAAUGACGACAUGCAACAAUGUAUCGGAACAAGCACACCAUGUUUCAAGAGCAAAACGUGGACAAGCAGUAGGAAGUGUGAGAGGUUUUCGUGGAUGUACAGUUUGGCUAACAGGACUUUCUGGUGCAGGAAAAACUUCUAUAGCUUUUCAAGUCGAAGCUAUUUUAGUUAACCAUGGGAUUGCAGCUUAUGGUCUAGAUGGAGAUAAUGUAAGAAGUGGUUUAAACUGCAACCUUGGUUUCAGCAAAGAAGACAGAAAAGAAAAUAUAAGAAGAGUAGCAGAAGUAGCUAAACUGUUUGCAGACAGCAGUCAAAUUUGUUUAUGUAGUUUCGUGUCUCCAUUUGAAGAAGAUAGACAAAUGGCUAGACAAAUACAUAAAAUGUCGGAUCUUCCAUUUUUCGAAGUUUUUGUGGACACACCCCUCAAUGUGUGUGAAGCUAGGGAUACAAAAGGAUUAUACAAAAAGGCACGUCAAGGAAUCAUUAAAGGUUUCACUGGAAUAGAUCAAAUGUACGAGAGACCAAUAAAUCCUGAUUUGAUAGUAACUACUGAAAAUUGUAGCCCAGAAGAAUCUGCUGCAACAGUCAUUAAUUUUUUGGAGAAACAAUGUAUUAUUCCAGUACUUCAAAAAUCCACAGUACUCAUAAGAGAAUUGUUCGUCCCAGAAUCACGAAUAGUAUUUGUUGAAGCAGAAGCUUCUACACUUCAAAGUUUAGAAAUUAGUAAAAUAGAUGUGCAAUGGCUACAAGUUUUAGCUGAAGGUUGGGCUGCUCCUCUUACUGGUUUUAUGAGAGAAAAUCAAUACCUCCAGGUUCAACAUUUAAAAUGUCUUAUAGAAGAUAACAAGGAAAUUAAUCAAUCUGUCCCAAUAGUUCUUGCAAUAAGCACAGAGGAUAAGGAACGUUUGGAUGGACAUUCAGCUUUUACACUGAAAUAUGAAAAUAAAUCUCUUGGAAUAUUACGUAGGCCAGAAUUCUAUUUUCACAGAAAAGAAGAGAGAUGUGGAUGGCAAUUUGGUACUAAUAAUCUGAUCCACCCAUAUGUUAAAAUGAUUUAUGAAUCUGGAGAUUGGUUGGUGGGUGGUGACAUAGAGGUUUUCAAAAGAAUUAGAUGGCAUGAUGGAUUGGAUAAGUAUAGGCUUACACCAAAUGAAAUUAGAGCGAGAUGUAAACAAAUGAAAGCUGAUGCUGUGUUUGCAUUUCAGCUUCGAAAUCCUGUACAUAAUGGUCAUGCAUUAUUAAUGCAAGACACAAAAAAACGUUUAUUAGGUGAAAGAGGAUUUAAGAAUCCUGUAUUACUUUUACAUCCAUUAGGUGGAUGGACGAAAGAUGAUGAUGUACCAUUGCAUACAAGAAUUCUUCAGCAUGAAGCUAUAUUUAGUGAUGGUGUAUUAGAUGCUAAUUCUACAAUAUUAGCAAUUUUUCCAAGUCCAAUGAUGUAUGCUGGGCCAAUCGAGGUACAAUGGCAUGCAAAAGCUAGAAUGAAUGCAGGCGCUAACUUUUAUAUUGUUGGAAGAGAUCCAGCAGGUAUACCACACCCUAAUAAAAAUUCAGUUCCUGAUGGAAAUCUUUAUGAUCCAACUCAUGGAGCUCGAGUUCUUUCAAUGGCUCGAGGUUUACAAAAUUUAGAAGUAGUACCUUUCAAAAUGGCAGCAUAUGAUAUAAAAUAUAAGAAAAUGUCAUAUUUUGAUCCAGCGCGAACGAAAGAUUUCGAGUUUAUAUCAGGAACAAAAAUGCGUGGAUUAGCAAAAGCAGGUGAAAAUCCACCUGAUGGAUUUAUGUCACCCAAAGCAUGGCUUGUUUUGGCACAAUAUUAUCAGAGUCUGGAAAAAUGAAAAACAUCUAGUAGAAUGAGAGAAAUAUUAACUAAUUUAAUAAACAUAUUUGGGAUAAAAUUAAUUUUACAAUGUAUUUCUUAAUUUCUAUUUCGUAUAAAUACAAAAUCUAAUUGUAUUUUCCAUA